UGAACUGUAGCAUGCCUCAGCAUUUUGAAGGUCUUGUUGAAUCUGUGGCAAGUUGCUACUUCUACUGCAGAUGGCGGUAUUUCACACUUUCAUUGCACUCCCUUUUUCCAAGACAUUUCCUCCCAAAAAUAACGGAUACUGAGAAGUUCUGGAAGUCCACAAGUUUGAGUUAGCUGACAUUUAACUUCCCCCCCGCCUUCUGACUCAGUCCCUCCAACCGAUGGGAUGAGAGAACGUUCGCCGUAGGGAAAAUCAUUUUCUAUCGAAACUGCUUAUUUUUGAAUUUAUCACUGACAUGUGCUACAAAUGUUAUCAAGAAGUUUGGCGUUUUUAACGACUUUCCAGGUUAAAUAUCUGUUGAAAAGUCAGAAAACCCCAGAGCAUUCAUUCAGAGCAGGAACUGACCCAGGAACAUUUCUGAAGAUGAGCCAAGGAUUUAUGUUAUUGUAUUUGGCAGUAAUAUGGGGAGCGAGGAGACCACUCGGAUGUGUUUAACACUGGGCUUCAUCUGUGUUUAUAAUACUCAUCGAAUUUACUGUCUUUGUCAGCUUGAAGGUUGUUCAUCUCCUGUCUAAUCCAGAACAUCUUUCAUCAUGGGUGACUGGAGCGCGCUGGGGAAACUUCUUGACAAGGUCCAGGCAUACUCUACGGCAGGAGGCAAAGUCUGGCUCUCCAUCCUCUUCAUCUUCAGGAUCCUGGUCUUGGGGACGGCAGUGGAGUCCGCCUGGGGAGAUGAGCAGUCGGCGUUCAAGUGCAACACGCUGCAGCCCGGCUGCGAGAAUGUGUGCUAUGACAAGUCGUUCCCCAUCUCCCAUGUGCGCUUCUGGGUGCUUCAGAUCAUAUUUGUGUCCAUGCCAACCCUCUUGUUCCUCAGCCACAUCAUGUUCCUCAUGCACAAGGAAGAGAAAUUGAAUAAAAAGGAGGCGAUAUUACGAGACAUCCAGAGCAAAGGAGGAGAUGUGGAUGCACUCUUGAGAAAAAUUGAAAUGAGGAAGUUCAAGUACGGCCUGGAAGAUCACGGGAAGAUCAAAAUGAGAGGAGGGAUAUUUUACACAUAUAUAGUGAGCAUCGUCUUGAAGUCCAUAUUUGAAAUUGUUUUCCUGUUGAUUCAGUGGUACCUUUAUGGAUUCACGCUGUCGGCCGUUUAUACAUGCCAAAAGUUCCCCUGUCCACAUAAAGUGGACUGCUUUUUGUCUCGUCCCACCGAGAAGACGGUUUUUAUCAUCUUUAUGUUGGUCGUUUCGCUGGUCUCUCUGGCCCUCAACGUCUUUGAGUUUUUUUACGUGAUUUUCAAGAGGAUGAAGGAUCGAUUCAAAGAGUCAGAGAAAAACUUUGAUAGGGCCUGCAAUAUCAAGCCUUGCCCAAGGAACUUGUCCAGUUACGAGUAUUACAAUGACUGCUUGGCACCCAUUCCUAAUUUGGGUUACAACCUAAAUACGGGCGACAAGUCCAACUCCUCUGACAAUUACGACAAGCAAGCUAAUGAGCAAAACUGGACUAAUUACAGUACAGAACAGAACCAGCUGGGUCACACCCAGCGCUUUCCAUAUUCAGAGAAAGUGGCUCUGGGGAAGGAUCUUCUGCUGCUCAAAGAGCUUGAACCUCGACCCAGUAGUCGAACAAGCAGUCGGGCCCGGCCGGAUGAUCUUGACAUCUAGCAGAAGCCUUAAACACAGACCCCAUGGACAAUUCCUAUCUUUCACAAGUGGUGAAUAUUAAAAAAAAAACUGUGAAAAAGGACACUGGUCACUGACAUCCAAAGAAUAUUAUUUCAGCAUUUAUAUUUAUUUUAUUUGUUUUUGCUAUUGUAACUCAUGCCAAACAGUUUUUGUUAAGUGAACUGCAUUUAUGAGCUAUAAUUGUGAAAAUGUAAAUAAUUUCACAGGUUUGCUCUAAAAUAAAUGUUUAAUACAGUAUAUGGGUAGUUUAUGCAUAUGUAUCCAUUAACUUU
Molecule: messenger RNA, 1951 nt
Organism: Cyprinus carpio (common carp)
Lineage: Eukaryota; Metazoa; Chordata; Actinopteri; Cypriniformes; Cyprinidae
Product: gap junction alpha-1 protein-like
Exons: 2
Coding region: 594-1658 (354 amino acids)
Biological process (GO): cell communication
Cellular component (GO): connexin complex
Source: RefSeq, a predicted model, not a curated record